This is a messenger RNA of Archocentrus centrarchus (flier cichlid), 864 nucleotides long. Its product is annotated as low affinity immunoglobulin gamma Fc region receptor II-like. The record is from RefSeq and is a predicted model, not a curated record. The transcript has 6 exons. The coding region runs from base 14 to 814 and encodes 266 amino acids. Gene Ontology annotation, cellular component: external side of plasma membrane. Gene Ontology annotation, molecular function: transmembrane signaling receptor activity. NCBI's taxonomy places the organism in Eukaryota, Metazoa, Chordata, Actinopteri, Cichliformes, Cichlidae. Gene Ontology annotation, biological process: immune response; cell surface receptor signaling pathway.
CCAGCCAAACAGCAUGGAGGUCGCAACUCUGUGCACCAUUAUCGUCUCUCUGAGAAUCUUUCCCAGCAGAUCUCAGUUCUUCAUGUAUGAGUCUGUUGCACUGAGCUGUGGAGAGCAUAAAAACUCUUCUGACUGGACAAUAAGGAGAAACACAUCCGCAAACACAAAUGAAGAGUGUUCUAAAGUCUGGGGGAAAAGGAAUGAGUCACACUGCUUCAUUCAGGAUGUUUACCAGUCAGACAGUGGGGUGUACUGGUGUGAAGCUGGAGCUGGAACGUGCAGUGAAACUGUAAACAUCACAGUAACCGGAGGCCUGGUGAUCCUGGAGAGCCCGGUCGUUCCUCUGCAGGAGGGCGAUACUGUCAGUCUGCACUGCACGAAUAAGAGCACUUCUUUUUCCAACCUCACAGCUGAAUUUUAUAAAGAUGGUCUCCUCAUCGGGAACAGCUCCACAGGAAUCAUGACCAUCCAAAAGGUUUCAAAGUCUGAUGAAGGUUUCUACAAGUGUAACAUCUAUGGUGCUGGAAGCUCACCAGACAGCUGGCUGGCUGUCACAGGUGGAUGGCCCAAAUCUUUUCACUCUGCUCUUGUGCAUGUUUUACUUCCUGUGGUGGGUGUCUGCCUCUUGCUGGCUAUGGUGUUGGUGGUGGUGUUGGUGCUACUGUGCCUCUGGAGGAACCACAAAGAUGAAACAGACCCAGAUGUUUCAUACACUGAUGUCACCAUCAUGCAGGAAGUGCAGCCAACGAGUGACAAAGCAGAAAUUGUUUCUGAACCGACCAUCUACUCGAUAAUCACACCAGGAGCCACUUGAGAGCCGACAACAGGAUCUGCGCUCCUGUUUUAUUUUGUGUAAUUUUAUGC